UAACGUAGACUUACGAAUUUGCUACUAAAAAUCGAUGCACCGGAGCAUUACCGCAUUGGCUUCUCCUCGACGCCUUGCCAUUCUCACAGUACAACAAAAUGUGACAAAACCCCGCGAAUUUUCGAACCCGCGAAACCAAACCUCUCUUCACUGCCAGUGACACUCCACCCAAAAUCUGGCAUUUCAAGCUUUAAUUUUUGUUCACUCUGUUUCAUUUCACAUUCAAAACGCAGCGUUUAGUCUCCGAAGUACUUCGAAAUCUUCCUUCUUCAACGAUUUAGGGUUGUGCAUCUUCUCGAGCUAUGGAGCUUCGAGCUGGAGGGAUCAUCGUCUGCACAAAACCCUAGGAAAUUGAGUUCUUUUUUUUUUUGUCUUUGUGAUGGGGAAGAGGAACACUGUGGUGGUGUUGUCAUCGGACGAAGAAGAUAGAGAUCGUUCAUCGAGCGCCAAUCGGAGAUGUACACCGACCAAAUUGACCUCUACGGUUCCGCGCACAAACCCUAGACGAUCCAAAAGGGCUCGUGUUUCGAGUUCUCGCGCUAGCUUGGGCACAGUACCAAGUAAUUGGGAUGAGGUCAAGCUGUUCUGUGAAGAUUUUGACGAAGUGUUUAGUGGGUUCAAGGUAUCUGCUGGUUCUGGAAGAAGCAACGUGAAGGAGUUAUGGGUCGAUAAAUACAAACCCCGUUCUUUUGAGGAGCUCGCUGUUCACAAGAAGAAGGUGGAAGAAGUUAAGUUGUGGUUUGAAGAAAGAUUAACAAGUUCAAAGAAGGAGAUGGUAAAACGGAGAUUUGGCGCUUAUAGUGGAAUGUGUGCAUCCGAUUUGACAGUUAUUGCUACUGAGUACACACCCGUGUUGAAAUGGCUUGGAUUUAGGGCAGUGCAUGGCUACAAGGAAGAAGACAAUGUUGAAACGAUAAGUUUUGACAGUCAAGAAACCGAAAUUUCCGAUGAUGAAAUAGAAGAAUGGUAA
Molecule: messenger RNA, 970 nt
Organism: Prunus avium (sweet cherry)
Lineage: Eukaryota; Viridiplantae; Streptophyta; Magnoliopsida; Rosales; Rosaceae
Source: RefSeq, a predicted model, not a curated record